AUGCUACCAUCAGUUUUAUGUAAUCUUUCCAAUAUCCAUGAUUAUGCAACCACCGUUUUGAACCACUAUGGAGGUACUUUGAUGUUCAAAGGUCCCUGGCUCACAAAUGUCAACUUUCUCAUCACCAGUGAUCCUAUGAACGUGCACCACAUUACGAGCAAGAACUUUGACAACUACAUUAAAGGGUCUGAGUUCUAUGAGAUUUUUGAAAUCAUGGGAGAUGGCAUCUUUAACACUGAUUCCCACAAGUGGAAGCGCAGCAGGGACAUACUACAUUCAUUGUUCAGACAAAACUCGUUUGAGAGUUUAGUUGUAAAAAUAAUUCAUAGGAAGCUGGAGAGUUGCCUAGUUCCACUUCUCAAUAAUGCAUCGGAAUUAGGAACUAUUGUGGACUUGCAAGACAUCUUUCAGAGAUUCACUUUUGACAACAUCUGUUCCAUAGUGUUGGGCUUUGAUCCUAACUCUCUUCCUAACAAUCUCAUCCAGUUCCCAGAGAUCGCUUUCGAGAAAGCUUUCAACAAAAUGGAGGAUUCAAUGUUCUACAGACACAUUGUCCCAAGAUUUUUAUGGAAGCUUCAGAAAUGGCUCCAAAUUGGACAAGAGAAGACCUAUAGUGAAUGUGAGAAAAUAAUUGACCAAUUCUUGCAUCAGUGUAUAUCAUCCACUUUCCAAGAGCAAAGCAAAUUCAACUGCACUAAACAUGAAAAUGAACCAAACUUUAACAUGCUUAAAGCUAUUGUGGAGGAAAGUGGAACGGAACAAAUAGAUCGCAAGUUUUUAAGAGACAAUGCUAUUAGUCUCUUAGCAGCAGGAAGGGAUACAAUUAGUUCGGGUCUCAGUUGGUUUUUCUGGCUGGUUUCAACCCAUCCUCUUGUUGAAGCCAAGAUCCUUGAAGAAAUUAGAGCAAACUUUAUACACAGGGAAGAAAAUUGGCUCAUCACUUCAAGUUAAAUCUGAUAUACUUCCUAGCGGGGAUCGUGUUAAUGCAAAUACUAUGAUACUUUACUCUUUGUACUCAAUGGGAAGAAUGAAACAAAUAUGGGGAGAAGAUUGCUUGGAG
This is a messenger RNA of Arachis duranensis, 1060 nucleotides long. RefSeq names its product alkane hydroxylase MAH1-like. NCBI's taxonomy places the organism in Eukaryota, Viridiplantae, Streptophyta, Magnoliopsida, Fabales, Fabaceae. The coding region runs from base 1 to 951 and encodes 316 amino acids. The transcript has 2 exons. The record is from RefSeq and is a predicted model, not a curated record. Gene Ontology annotation, molecular function: oxidoreductase activity, acting on paired donors, with incorporation or reduction of molecular oxygen; monooxygenase activity; heme binding.